Nannospalax galili (Upper Galilee mountains blind mole rat) is the source of this 783-nucleotide messenger RNA. RefSeq names its product chromosome unknown C1orf141 homolog (gene CUNH1orf141). The record is from RefSeq and is a predicted model, not a curated record. Lineage: Eukaryota; Metazoa; Chordata; Mammalia; Rodentia; Spalacidae.
AUGUGCUCUACUGACCUCUUCGCAGAUUCUGUUGAAAAAGAAAGAAGAUGUCCUCCAGAGGGCAAUGAUUUUAAAACAAAAGAAAAUAAGUCGACCAGAAAUUAUCAACCAAGUGCACACCAUCCAGUAAGAACUAACAUCUUGGUCCCCUUGUGCUUCGAGGAUGAACUGGAAAAUCCAAACACCAAGAUACUUGACAUUAAUCCAACAGAGACAAUAACUACUCUCAUGGAACAAGGUCAUGCAAAUCCCAUAGUUUUCCAUGAUACAGAAUUUACACAGAUGUUGCUUUUGAUGAAAAGGAUCACUCCAUAUACUACAAUAGUUCAAAGAAAAAACCUUGUUUUAGAAAGAAAUUGCACAAUACUCAAAGCUUUAUUUAAUGAGGAGCCUAGUACUGUUUCCACGCCUAAAGCGUGGACAUUGGAUAUGCGAGCCCUGUCUUCUGGGGCCCACAGACAUGUAAAGGAGAAAUGAAAGAAGAAAAAUGACAGUCUGCCUUCAGAAAAAAGACCAUGGAACACACUUUAUAAUUUAUCCCAAACUCUUUCCAGUCUAACAAAAAAAUUUGUGGGUUACUUUGAUAAAGCUGUUAUUCAAGAAAAGACUGCUAACUUAGGAGAACUUGAAAGAAUGUUUUCUACGGUGACAGAAAUACAUGACAAACACAACAAAUUCAGUGCCUCUCCUAUCACGUAUGGUUCAAAGCCUUUAAAAAACAUAACUCAAUACAUAAACAACGUAACUCACCUGGAUAAUGUGUUAAACUCACGUGAAAAGUAA